GCCCCGCCCCGCUCCCUGCCUCUGCCGGGUCUGGGUCUGGAGCGGAGCGCGCAGAGCCCACCGAGGCCGCCACGCCGAGGCUGCUGAGGUCCGCCGGGCCGCAGGAUCCGAGGUGUCUGCUCGCUGCUCCGCGCGUUCCCGGCCAGCUGUGCAGGCGGCUGGACCCGCAGCAGCAGCAGCAGCAUCGGCAGCAGCGAGGACUCGAGCGCGGGCGGCAGCGGCGACACCAUGGAUCUGUCCUUUAUGGCCGCGCAGCUGCCCAUGAUGGGAGGCGCCUUCAUGGACUCGCCCAACGAAGACUUCAGCACGGAGUACUCCCUCUUUAACUCCUCCACCAACGUCCACGCGGCCUCCAGUGGCCAGGGCCAGCCGGAGGAGUCUCCGCGGUCCUCCAACGAUGCGGUCCUGCUCUGGAUUGCCAUCAUAGCGACCCUGGGGAACAUUGUGGUGGUUGGGGUGGUGUACGCCUUCACCUUCUGAGGUUCGGGGCGCCCACCAGCUCCGAGCCGGCUCAGCCCGCGCUGGGCUCACAGCAGGGCCAGGCUUUGCUGGGGACACUGGUGCAGUUGGCCUUUGGCUGGUCCCACCUUCCGGAACCAGGAGCUCUGACCGCGCGCAUGGCCUCUCCGGGGGCAGCGACCGUGCAUCAGGAGUUCCCCCAAGCAGCCCCGAUUUCCAGUGUUCUGGGCUGUGAUCAAGCUGAUCCAGAAGA
Messenger RNA from Lontra canadensis (Northern American river otter), 712 nucleotides. RefSeq names its product chromosome unknown C14orf132 homolog (gene CUNH14orf132). The record is from RefSeq and is a predicted model, not a curated record. NCBI's taxonomy places the organism in Eukaryota, Metazoa, Chordata, Mammalia, Carnivora, Mustelidae. The transcript is spliced from 2 exons. The coding region runs from base 229 to 480 and encodes 83 amino acids.